Molecule: messenger RNA, 1479 nt
Organism: Archocentrus centrarchus (flier cichlid)
Lineage: Eukaryota; Metazoa; Chordata; Actinopteri; Cichliformes; Cichlidae
Product: microfibril-associated glycoprotein 4-like
Exons: 7
Coding region: 148-867 (239 amino acids)
Biological process (GO): blood coagulation; fibrinolysis; blood coagulation, common pathway
Cellular component (GO): fibrinogen complex
Molecular function (GO): protein-macromolecule adaptor activity; extracellular matrix structural constituent
Source: RefSeq, a predicted model, not a curated record
UGCCGAUAUAAGCGAGGACUCUGGGAGACUUGGGCAUACCAAAGGAGAAGCAGCCUCUGGUUCCUUUGAAGGUGAAGAAACAAAAGACACUGAGCUUGACGUGCAGAUACACAUCAGCACAUCUGUGAUUCCAGCAGAAAUCUGACAAUGAAGCUGCCAUCAGUCUUUGUCCUCCUCCUCCUGGCUCCUCUGUUGACCAGCUGCAAAAAGCUCAUCAGGCCACUGGAUUGCAGCGAUAUCCACCGCCAAGACAGCAGCCAACCCAGCGGUGUGUACACCAUCUAUCCCCCAGAAAGGUCUGCUGUAAAGGUGUUCUGUGACAUGGACUCAGAAGGAGGCGGCUGGACGGUGUUCCAGAGGAGGAUGGACGGCUCGGUGAACUUCUACAGACCCUGGGAUCAGUACAAAAUGGGCUUUGGUAACCCUGCUGGAGAGUACUGGCUCGGUCUCGAUAUCAUCCAGUCUUUGACAAUGAAACAAAAGUGUGAGCUGCUGGUGGACAUGGAGGACUUUGAAGGAAAGAAAGUGUUCGCUCGUUACUCUUCAAUCAAGGUGGAUGCUGAAUGUGAGGGAUACAAACUGACUGUUUCUGGAUUCAAGGAUGGAGGGGCAGGAGACUCCCUGAGUGGUCACAAUGGACAGAAGUUCUCCACGUUUGACAAAGACCAGGACAGCUCAGGUGGAAACUGUGCCAAAUCAUAUCUGGGGGCGUUCUGGUACAAUAACUGUCACGCUGCAAACCCUAAUGGGGUUUAUCGCUGGGGGGCUGAUGGCACUCUCUAUGCUGUUGGUGUGGCAUGGUACAGCUGGAAGGGUCAUGACUACUCCCUGAAGGUCAUCAGCAUGAAGAUCCGUCCUGUGCUGUAAAUGUGCAGAACAAACUCACAGCAGAACAUCACAUGUUGAUUUCUCUCUUUUCUCUCCUUUAUUGUGUAAUCCCAGAGAAUCUUUCACAUUAAGAAUCAGUUCAUAUGAAUAUUUCAGCAGAGUGUGAGCAGCUGCUGGCUGUCAAACAGCUGCAGGUGGAGAGAAAUGAUUGGACAGCUGGGGAACAAAUACAGAGCAGUUUCCAUCAGAAACAUCACAUUCUGCAAUGGGCUGAUGAAGAACCACAUGUCACAUGUUGUUCUCUUGCAUCAAUGACAUAAACGCAUUCUUCCACUAGAGGUCUCUGCUGGGAGUCUCAGUUUCACUGAGUGUAUCUGUGCUGUCAGAGAGACUCAGACUCCACAUGAAGCCUCACUGUGACUGGAUCUUACUGUUUGUUUGGAUGUUCCCAACAGCAGAAGGAGAGAACAAGGCCGUCUCAGAAGGUUUUGUUUGGUUUCUCUUCACUCAGUCGGUUCAAUCUGCAGCUGCAGCUCAGCACACUCAGCUUUAAAGUCUCACUGAUUAGUUUGAAUCCGGUGUUUGGUGGUGGUCUGAUACCUGAUGUCAAUCAUUAUCUUCUGCAUACUGACAAUAAAUGAGAAGCAAACA